This is a messenger RNA of Halteromyces radiatus, 1896 nucleotides long. Its product is annotated as transmembrane amino acid transporter protein-domain-containing protein. Gene Ontology annotation, biological process: amino acid transmembrane transport. The transcript has 6 exons. Gene Ontology annotation, molecular function: amino acid transmembrane transporter activity. NCBI's taxonomy places the organism in Eukaryota, Fungi, Mucoromycota, Mucoromycetes, Mucorales, Cunninghamellaceae. The record is from RefSeq and is a predicted model, not a curated record. Bases 47 to 1744 code for a protein of 565 amino acids.
CUAUUUUCUUUUUAAUUCUUCUUUUCCUUUUUUUUUAAUUAUCAAGAUGACAUCGAAUAAAAAAGAGGUCACUGAUAUCAGUAGUCAUGGUACUACCUCUCUACCUAAUUCAAGACCAAACUCUCGACCUAACUCUCGUCCUACCUCUCAAUUUAUACCCCGUAGUUCAACUCCUAGUAUAUCAAGAGGCAAAAUGACACCAUCAAGAGUGGAUUCUGGUAUUAUUCCUAAUAUGAUCCAUGAAGAAGAUCAAUCUGAUGAAGGAACAAGUACUACAGUACCUAUACGACCUGUACGUCCUAGACCAAAAUUAUCAAGUCGAGCUACUUCUUUUGCACAAUCUGCUAAACGAGUAUCUAUGGGUGCUAGAUCUUAUUCUUCCUUCUCUUUAUAUUCUCAUUUCGCUGGUGAAGCUUUGGAUGAAGAUGAUGAUGUUGAUCAUCGACGACAUCGUGUUAUCAGUGGAAAAAUCAACGAAGAGAAAUUGGAUGAAGAAAUCGAAACUGAAUUUGUAAAAAAGACCCCUACUGCUUCUGUUGGUAAAGCCAUGUUUAUGUUCUUGAAGGCUUUUAUCGGAUCUGGUGUACUCUUUUUACCUAAAGCUUUUCAAAAUGGUGGACUGGCUUUAUCUAUUAUCCUCAUGGUGAUCAUUGCUUGUAUUUGUUUGGUGGCAUUCUUACGAUUAGUACAAACUCAACAAAUUGUUGGUGGUUCCUAUGGUGAUAUGGGAGCAACUUUGUAUUGUCAAGCACUUCGUUAUACUAUCCUUUUCUUCAUUGUCAUAUCUCAAAUUGGUUUUGUCUCCUCCUACUUUAUUUUUGUUUCUGGAAACUUAUUCAGUGUCGCUAAUGUUCUUUCCAACUGUCGUAACCAAAUUAUUGAAAAGUACUAUGUCUGGUUUCCCUUGAUUGUAUUGGUACCUUUAUCCUUGAUCCGUCAUAUUGCUCGCCUUUCUUUUUGUGCUAUCUUAGCCGAUAUCUUUAUUCUAUUUGGUUUGGUGGUUAUCAUAUACUUUACUUCUGAUCAAUUACACAAUGUUGGUGUGGGACCUAAUGUUAUUGCCGUUAACUCUGUGAACUUUGGUAUGAUGAUUGGUACUGCUACUUUUUCCUUUGAAGGCAUUGGUUUAUUGAUUCCUAUUGUUGAAGCCAUGGAAAAACCUCAAAAAUUCCCUUUUGUAACAGCUUUUGGCUUGAUGAUCGUUACACUUGUUUACGUCUUGAUAGGAACUUUAUCUUACUUAGCCUAUGGCGAUCAAAUCGAAGCUGCUGUCAUUUACAAUUUCCCGCCUGAAAGUCGUUUGAAUAUCUCUGUCGAACUUUUAUAUUCUGCUGCCAUCAUUUUGACUAUGCCAUUAAUGUUGUUCCCUGCGUUGAAGAUUAUUGAAAAUGCUCUUUUCUACAAGUUCAAAUCGGGUCGGGAUAGUAUCUGUGUAAAGAUGUCCAAAAACUUUUAUCGCGCUGUGAUCUCAGUUGCUUGUGCUGCUUUGGCUUUUGGUAUUGGGGCUGAUAAUUUGGACAAGUUUGUCUCUCUUGUGGGAAGUUUGGCCUGCGUACCUUUGUGUUUCAUUUUCCCUGGUCUUUUACACAUCAAAGUUAGCUCCAAAAAAUGGUGGGAUAAAGCGGUUGAUAUUUGUCUGAUGAUUUGGGGUGUUGGUAUCAUGAUUUAUACGUUGUACGUGACCAUUAAUUCAUUUGUGCAUCCUUCUCCUUCCGUACCUAGACCUCCCUAUUGCCCUGCUUAAUUUAUCUCGAUCACUGUAUCAUUAUUAUUUUUAUUAUUCUUGUUCUUAUUAGUAUUGUAGUUAGUUUGUCUUUUAUCAUGUUUUCAUUAUUUAUCAUCUCAUUUUCACAAAAUAAAUACCAUUAUAAUAAUAGAUUAUGCACUGAAGCUGAA